This is a messenger RNA of Hyaena hyaena (striped hyena), 2944 nucleotides long. It is a transcript of the gene TOR3A, whose product is annotated as torsin family 3 member A. NCBI's taxonomy places the organism in Eukaryota, Metazoa, Chordata, Mammalia, Carnivora, Hyaenidae. Gene Ontology annotation, molecular function: ATP binding; ATP hydrolysis activity. The record is from RefSeq and is a predicted model, not a curated record. The transcript has 9 exons. Bases 1 to 2151 code for a protein of 716 amino acids. Gene Ontology annotation, cellular component: nuclear envelope; endoplasmic reticulum lumen.
AUGCCUUGGGUAGCCUCCCCCUUAGCGUCAGGGGGCCGGCCGGAGGGAGGCCCGCGCCGCCCACCUGGGCACAGGAUAUUUUCAGUGUUUUCUGCUUCCAAGUUCCUAAUCUGUUUUGUUAGGGGACAGAAAAAGAUUACAUCCUCGACCUCCCACGUAAACUUCCACGGGGACAUUGCACGGCGUCUGAUGAGGAAGACCUUUGCACUUCCUCACGAGUCUUCCAAAGGACCCUAUCAGGACUCCCGAGUACGGUCUGCAGAACUCCCCCUCAAGGCCACUGAGCCUGUGCCCUUAGUCAAGUCCCCGGAUUCAGCACUUUCUUCCAGGGACAAGAUGGCUCCCAUUAGGCCAGUGGCUUCGGUCACCCCAGUGAUUUUGGAAAAUGCAUUAACGCUUUUCGGAAAUCUAACAAGCUUGCUGCAUGCUCACGUCGUGUGGAAGGGCGCCCAACGGAAAGGGGCCCUCAGGUCUUGCCAGUGGCGUUUGAGAAGCGGCUGGGUGGCACAAGCACUUGAAAGCUGCGAUCAAGCACUGGAAAGUUGCAAACGUAGCCAAGAGCGAGCCCGCAGGCCUCAGCCUAACUUCCUCGUAAUGAGACUUGAUUUCCCCCCCUACUGGGAGUUUCCAGAAGCCCAGCGUCCCCGGCCCCGAGCCCUGGGCUUCCUCUUGCUGUGGGCGUGCUCCCGCCCGCGGAAACCUGCCGCUCCCGCCGGUUUCGCUUCCCGGCGUGCGCCCCGCGCCCCGGGGCCUCUCUCCGCUCACGGACCCGGCCGCCGCCAGCCCCCCCCGGGGACACGGGUGCCCUUAUUUGCUAAGCCUCGGAGGGGCCCCCAGAGCGGCCGCAGGCUCCCCGGAACGGCGGGCGGCCGGAAGCGAGCCCCGCGGUGGGCGGCGCCUGCCGGCGGCCUCGGGGUGCCCUCCGGGCGCCGGGGCUGGGCCUCGGUUCCCGCGCCGGCGCCAGUCCGCGAGGCCAUGCCUCGCCUGCGCCUCCGCCUGCUGCUGCUGCUGCUGCUGCUGCUGCUGCUGCUGCUGCCGCCGCGCCCGGGCGCGGGCCACGCCAGCCCGCCGGACGGGGCCCAGGAGCCCCUCCAGGGCCUGCGGGAGCGGCUGAGGGAGGCCGCCGCCCUGUCCCGGCGCUACUGGGCGCUCCUGCGCUGCCGCGUGUGGCCCGAGCACUGCGAGGGCGCCGAGGAGGCUCGCGCGCGGCCCCUGGGCUGGAGCCUCCCCCUGCUGGGCCAGCAGUACCUGGACAUCCUGACCGCGUGGUACUGCAGCUUCCAGGACUGCUGCGGCAGCGGCGACUGCAGGGUCUCCAACAACCUCCCAGGCCUGGCAUCGGACCUGAGCCGCCGACUACACGGCCAGCAUCUGGCCGGGGAGCUGGUCCUGACCGCGGUGAGGGGCUACCUGGAGCUGCCGCGGCCACGCAAGGCCCUGGCCCUGUCGUUCCACGGCUGGUCUGGCACAGGCAAGAACUUCGUGGCGCGGCUGCUGGCGGAGAACCUCUUCCGGGACGGGCUGAGGAGCGACUGUGUCAAGGUGUUCAUCGCCACCUUCCACUUUCCUCACCCGAAGUACGUGGACCUGUACCAGGGGCAGCUGACAAGUCAGGUGGGGAAGACUCAGGAGCGCUGCCCCCAGACCCUGUUCAUUUUCGACGAGGCCGAGAAGCUGCACCCGGCACUGCUGGAGGCCCUCCGGCCACACCUGGAAGGCCAGGCCCCCGAGAACCCCAGGGGCGAGUCCCGGAGAACCAUCUUUCUCUUUCUCAGUAACCUGGGAGGCAGCGUCAUCAAUGAGGCUGUCCUGAAUCUGCUGAAGGCCGGGUGGUCCCGGGAGGACAUUAAGCUGGAACACUUGGGGCCCCAGCUCCAGGCCGAGAUUGCCACGUCCACAGACAGUGGCUUUGGCCACAGCCAUCUUGUCAAAGAAAAUCUGAUUGACUUCUUCGUCCCCUUCCUGCCGCUGGAGUACCGCCACGUGAGGCUGUGUGCACGCGACGCCUUCCUGAGCCAGGAGCUCGUCUACACAGAGGCAGCGCUGGACCAAGUUGCCAAGAUGAUGGUGUAUGUCCCUAAGGAAGAGCAACUCUUCUCUGCGCAGGGCUGCAAGUCUGUUUCCCACAGAAUUAACUACUUCCUGCCUUGAUGGCUAGAGGAAGAGGAAGACUUCCAGAAGCUGCCUGCCCCCCACUAACAGGGCCCUGGGGCCUGUCGGGCAGGCUGGCCUCCAGAGGUCACUCACCCACAUGAGGUAAAGAAGGAAAGCCUUAAAACAGAAGCAAAGCCAGUUCUUUCAGUCCCUUGGUGCCUUAAAAAGCCGCAUCCUAAAACGUGGGCCAGGUGGCCGGAGAAAGCCACGUGCAUGAUAAAUGCCAAGCGCACACGAACAUCUCAGCUUUUGCCUGCAGACGCCUGUGGGAGCCAUGGUGACAGGGAAGGGGACAAUUCAGCUGCUCAGGUUUGCGGGACGGGUGGCUUAGUUUUAGAGUUGUUCCCAGAGGGAAGCUGGGCAGCUUCUGUGAGCAAAUGAGCAAAGAGCCUCAGACUGAAAGAAGUAGUACACAGAGGAAGAAUUUUCAUGUAUAUAAAUGUCAGCAUAGGUUAUGACUAAUUCUCUUGUAAAUCUAAAAGAAAAAUUUAAGUUAGGGGCUCUGACACGCCUGUGUCAUAUGUAAAAAUUAAAACACUGUAUUUUCCUAGAACCCGCAGCCUGCUUUCUUACUGAGACCUAGUAAUCAUGCUCACCCAGCAACAUUCCAAAAGGAGGUCCUACUGCCAGGUGGGCUGAGAGGGAGUGCGUGCCGGCGCUCACAGGCGACUGCCUGGCCGGCUGAACUGGGUCAUUUCAACCUCUUGCUGAAGAGGCUCUCACAGCGUCUUGCUCUUGGGUAUGAAUACGUCAGUCCCGGGCUCCCAGCUAUAAAAAGAAAGUCAUUUUU